AUGGAGAAUAAGAUCCCACGUGAGAUGUUUACCAAGAAUCACAACCAAUUGGCGAAGGAAGGAGAAAGAUGGAUGAAAGAAACUGCAUCUUCAUGUACAGUUGUAGGUGCUCUCAUUAUUACCAUCAUGUUUGCUGCAGCAUUCACAAUUCCCGGUGGAAACAAUGGACAAACAGGCUUCCCAAUAUUCCUGCAUAAAAAGUUGUUUAUGGCUUUUAUAGUUUCAGAUGCAAUAUCUCUCUUUUCUUCCACAACUUCAGUGUUGAUGUUCUUGGGAAUCCUUACAUCACGUUAUGCAGAAGAUGAUUUCCUCAAAUCCUUACCAACAAAGAUGAUAAUAGGGCUUUCCACACUAUUCUUCUCUAUUGCCGCCAUGAUGGUUGCCUUUUCUUCUGCCCUUUUCAUUAUGGUCCAUGAACAGUCGUGGAUUGUUAUUCCAAUGAUUUUCGCUAGUGUUCCAGUCACCUUAUUUAUUUGGAUGCAAUUUCCUCUUCUAGUUGAGAUGUACAUUUCUACUUAUGGACGAGGAAUAUUUGACAGGAAAGUGAAAUCAAGGGCAUAA
This is a messenger RNA of Prunus mume (Japanese apricot), 561 nucleotides long. NCBI's taxonomy places the organism in Eukaryota, Viridiplantae, Streptophyta, Magnoliopsida, Rosales, Rosaceae. The record is from RefSeq and is a predicted model, not a curated record.